Molecule: messenger RNA, 10325 nt
Organism: Anopheles merus
Lineage: Eukaryota; Metazoa; Arthropoda; Insecta; Diptera; Culicidae
Gene: Oamb
Product: octopamine receptor Oamb
Exons: 6
Coding region: 1841-3604 (587 amino acids)
Biological process (GO): adenylate cyclase-activating adrenergic receptor signaling pathway
Cellular component (GO): membrane
Molecular function (GO): G protein-coupled amine receptor activity
Source: RefSeq, a predicted model, not a curated record
UCCCCGGUCGGGUUUGGCGCUGCGAAAGCCGAAAGUCUUCGGCUGUGGCGAAGGGACGGGUUCUGUAUAUUUCCACGCAGCCCGGCCCCAGCACGCAGCACGCACGCAGUGCACCGUUCAGUAGCAGUCCGGGAGUCGAUCGGUGCGGAACACAUCGCAGCAGCGAUUUGUGGAUCGCGUGAACUUUAUACACGCGGCCAGUGGCAACAGUUUCCAGUGGCACACACACAGUGACACCCAUCCCGCGGUGGGACGGACAGUUUGUGGAAGGCCCGUGAGUUUUAUUCUACUUUCAUUGUGAAUUUUCUUGCGCUCUGGUGCAGCUUUCUCCCACAGCUAGUGGUAAAUGAACUCGUCCCCCGUCCCUGGUUUUGGAACUGUUUGGGUAGGGGGAUCGCACAGGUCGUACAGGUGCAAAGACUUUGGGUGUAAGGGGAAUGGUUUUAGUGGCUUCACGGGAAGCCAGCGACACAGUGAGGCGACAGUUCUGGGAGGGCUGAGUGUGACAGACCCUUUUGGCGUAGUGCAGAGUGAAACAUAGAGUGACUAGCGGUGGAACUGGUUCCAAGUGCGGAAGAAGAACGUCCAAUUGUGAUGGUCUUAAGAAUGUUUGGAAAAAAACCAACUGUUCAAACUACAAUAAUAUAAGACAAACAAUAAAAAGGCAAACAAAAACAAAACACUGACACAGGCUUACGAGUGGCGUCAAAGUCAGCAAAACACACACACAUGCCCACACGCUGGGCGCACAAAAUAACGGCUUACGGUGGGAGUGAAAAGUGUGAACUCGAGUGGUGCAAUAAUAACGGCGAAGACGAUGGCACGACGGCAGGCAAACCAUCGAUGAAAUAUUUCAUAACUCAUAAGAGCGACGCCCCACUGCACUAAGCAACUCUCGCGCGAGCGCGCGCGCGUCCCACAACUGUCAACGUCAGCCGCCAGAACCGUCUUCGCAGUGACUGCCAUAUUGCAAGAUUCGGUGGAAGAACCGAUCAGUGUGAGUGCUCACGGUGGGUGCGGGUGCGCGAGUGCGCGAAGGAGUGCUGCCAGCGAACGCCAGCCUUCAGGCCGGAUUGAGUGAAACAACACCGUUCGGCGACACAACAAGAACAACAGCAGCAGCAAGGCGCCAAAAACAGGUGGCCGGCGUGGUUGGGAUACUGUUGGCGGGGCGAGAACACAAAAAGUGCUUCCGUGUCGGAAUUCCUUCCGAUUUGUCAGCGGUUUUUGUUGCGCUGUUGUGUUCGAUUGCUACCGCACCCUCCCCCGGUACAUACACCACCAACCCACCCACACAGCAGCGGAAGCAGAAGAAGAAGUCCACUCUCCGGGCCGUUCGCCAGCAUCAACCCUUAGCAGUGUGGGAGGGCGCGCGAGGGUGUGUGUGUGUGCGCGCGUGAGUGAGUAAGUGUGUGUGUGUGUAUGCUGCUGCCAGCGCUGCUGCUACUGCCGCCGCCGUUGCCGUUGCUAGAGUCGUUUGAAUGGCUUACGGGGCGAGUACGGCGAGCGUGAACCAACUGCUGCUGCUGCUGCUGCCACGACCGCAAAAUGGCUAGAUUCUACCAGACGGCUACAUUCGGCAAACUGUUUCACAAUUGGAUCGAAGGGGAAAGACGCCAUGACGCCAGCAGCAGCAGCAGUCGCAGCCGCCGCCACAUCGCAGUAGCUGCUCCCGCAUCAGCAACCCGCAACCGCACCCGAGCCCGCCGAACGCCCACAGGCCGUGUUGUCCAUCGGCGCGUCGUAGUCGCCGUCGCCAUCGCCGCCGCCGCCGCCACCGCCGUCACCGUCAGUCGUUGUGUCCACGUCACCAGCCGCCGGAACGGCGCGGACCGGAGCCAUGAACGAGUCGGAGUGUGCCAGCCUGCUCGCGUCCGUACAGUGGACGGAUCCGACCAAUCUGGUCUCGCUGGCGGUGCUCGCCUUCAUCAACGUGCUCGUCAUCGUCGGCAACUGUCUGGUGAUUGCGGCCGUGCUCUGCUCGCACAAGCUGCGCAGUGUUACCAAUUUUUUCAUCGUUAGUCUAGCUGUUGCUGAUUUAUUAGUCGGAUUAGCUGUAUUGCCAUUUUCGGCUACCUGGGAGGUGUUUAAGGUUUGGAUAUUCGGUGACGUCUGGUGCCGCAUCUGGCUGGCGGUCGACGUCUGGAUGUGCACGGCCUCGAUCCUGAACCUGUGCGCCAUCUCGCUGGACCGGUACGUUGCCGUCACCCGGCCAGUCACCUAUCCGAGCAUAAUGUCGACCAGGCGGGCCAAGUCGCUCAUCGCCGGGCUGUGGGUGUUGUCCUUCGUGAUCUGCUUUCCGCCGCUGGUCGGGUGGAAGGAACAGAAAGUGAAAGAGAACGUUUAUUAUCAAUACGGAAACUACACACUGGUGUCGGUGACACCGUCCCCCGCGCCUCCCCUUCCCUGUCCCUGGACGUGCGAGCUGACGAACGACGCCGGGUACGUCGUCUACUCAGCCCUCGGCUCCUUCUACAUUCCCAUGUUCGUGAUGCUGUUCUUCUACUGGCGGAUCUACCGGGCGGCCGUCCGGACGACGCGCGCCAUCAAUCAGGGCUUUCGCACCACCAAAGGUGGCAAGAACAAUCUCGACGACAGUCUGACGCUGCGGAUGCAUCGCGGCAAAGGUGUCGCCUCGCUGAUGGAGUCGACGAUACGGGCCCAGAACGCGGUCCGGAUGUCGCUGGAAGGGUCGGGCCGGGGAGCACCACCGCCACCAUCGUCUCACCCGACGCAGCAAUCGUUGCCGCCGCCGCCGACAACGCCGACGCCGCCCGACGCACAGAACGGUGGCACCAGUACGGACGGUGGCAGCAGCGGCACCUCACCGAAUCCUCAAAUCUCGAUCUCACGUGCCUCGAGCGGCAGCGUGGUCGUGUUGCCCUGUCCCCGGCCGACCACGACCACGACCACGACCGCGACCGGCCUGCAGAUAUCGCUGCACAAUCACCACCAUCACCAUCACCACCAUCAUCAUCACCACAGCUACCAUGGGGCGCCGGGCAGUGGCGCCCCCUCCCAGCAGCAGCAGCAGCACCAGGCGUCCCAGCAGACGUCCGGCGGCCGGCACCACCACCACCACCAGGGCGGCAGCCGGCGCAAGAGCGUGUUCAAGGAGGCACCGGUCGGCGUGUCCCGCGACCUGUCGCCCAACUCCUCCAAGAAGCUCGGCAAGAAGCACCUGAAGGUGCAGGUGAAGCGCUUCCGGAUGGAGACGAAGGCGGCCAAAACGCUCGGCAUCAUCGUCGGCGGCUUCAUCUUCUGCUGGCUGCCGUUCUUCACCAUGUACCUGACGCGCGCGUUCUGCGCCGAGUGCAUCAACAGCCUGCUGUUUUCGGUGCUGUUCUGGCUCGGCUACUGCAACUCCGCCGUCAACCCGUUCAUCUACGCGCUGUUCUCGAAGGACUUCCGGCAGGCGUUCAAGCGCAUCAUCCUGCGGUGUCUCUGCUCGAAGCGGCUCAAGCUGAACCUGCUGCUGAAGAAGAACUCGGCGCACAACAACACGACGAACCACUCGUACAGCCCGUCGGCGUUCACGCCGAUCGCUUCGACGCCCCGGACGGAGAUUGCGGAGAGUGGCGUCGUCGGUGGUGUGUUCAGAUGACGCGCAAGCCACCCGGUGGGAAGUGGGGCUGGUCCAGGUAUCGGCACAGAUGGUCAGCAGCAGCAUCAGCAGCAGCAGCAUUUGCUACAGGUCCAGACGUCGGCAGGAAACAGUGGAAGUGUUUCACCGACGCUCGCAGGAUUAGCCGGUACCGCGAGCCUCGGCAGGCUUUCCGGCAGUUCGGAUGAUAUGCGGCUACGGCCUCCGAUCCGCGGUGACCAGACAACCGAAAGCAGCAUUGACGAGGACGACGAUGACGAUGGCGCAGAGCAGAAGGAUGAUGAGAAGAGCAGGCCGAGAGCCAUCUUCGAGCGCUGCCAGGUGACCGUACCGAGUCGCGGCGAAAGCUCCGAGCGAACCGUCAUACUGCUGCAUGACAUCUUACCGACAGUCCCGAUCGGUACCGGGGCCGACGAACGCGCCCGUGACAAUCAGCGUCAGAGCGACUCCUCCUCCAUUACGUUCCUGUGAAGCUCGAACAGGAUCGAAACGGCCACUGGGCGACGAACCUUUCACCUUCCAACUUUAUCAUCACAGAGGGGCAGAGCCCACACAGGAGAAAGUGUCUCCCGGCAGCAGUAGCAGUAGUAGUAGUAGUAGUAGUAACACGUUAGUGAGUGAAAUGUCAAUCAGCAUAUAGCAAAAGCCAACUACAGCAACACAGGGUAUUAGCACGGUAAACAGCAACAACGGAUCCCGUGCUCUCCAUUGCCGACAGUCUGGCCGUGGAUCGUGUUGGACAGUAGAAACAGUAACAGCCGCGUUUGUGAGUGCGAGUGUGUGUGCGUGCGUGUGUGUGAGUGCGUGUGUGUAUGUGAGUGUGUUUAUUUAGUAGCCGACUGGACGGUAAAACAGUAUUUUCUUGCCGCGAGUGCGUGCAAGGGGUGUUUCUCGCCCGCGACGGUAGGUCCUGCCGGACGCCCAACAGCGUCCAGAAGACAAAGCCGCACAGCACGGGCGUACACCAAUUCCGGCCCCGGCAAAACGCCCGGUUGCGGAAGCAUAUUCUAGCAAUCCUGACAAAGAAGUAAUAAUAAUCGUAGCGCGCAAAUGGCUAAUGGAUACUAGCAAAUAACAUUAGCAACUAAUUUCAGCGUAAAAUCCCCGUAGCAAGUAAGCAAAGUAAUAUUAAUAAUAAACAAAACCUCCCGCCCUCCCCCCAAUCAACCCCGAUUGCCAUUUUACGCGACAAAUAAAUCAACGCACAGGAUGCCGCGCUGGCAAGGCGGCCAACUGCUUAUCUAUGCUGCUCUGUUGAUUUGUUUUUAUUUUCUGUUUUUGAGUGUGUGUUUUUUCUUUUCUUCAUUUGUUUGCAGUACAGUUUUGUUGGCGUUUUUUAUUUUGUUUAUUUUUUAGUCGUUAAUACUUACUAACUUUUGCUGCAGAACUUUGUGCAACAUGUUAUGCGUAGUGAAGAUAGAAAUAUAAGCAAGAGAUGAACGCUAUGGGAAAGCGGGAGUAAAUUGUUGAGCAAACACAUGCUUCACAGCUUCGUAUGCCUAGUCUUUGUGGUGAAUCAGUAUGGGCACAUUGAGGAAAUGUUGUGUAAAAUAUUUGUACAAAAAAAAAAAUUUUAAGCUACUCGUAUUAUUCCAGUAUUAUUGCUCAAAUUGAACUGUAGGAGUCGUUCAUAAAAGCAUGUUGUUACGAAUGUUGUUGAAUUUCACGUUGAGGAACUAGCGUAAUCUGUUUCAAUAGACAAACUUGCAUCUUAAUCAGGGAAACCUCCGCCUGAAUAUCGAACCUCAGGGAAGAAUCGCAAAUUUCUAAAGAGAAACGCAUCAACUAUUAUCUGAUGUACUCAAGUUUAGUUCUAUUAGAAAUGAGAUACUUACGUUUGUAGCUUUUACUCUAUUCUUCCUAGUGAAAUUGAAACAUAGGGAGAGUCGUAAAUUUAAGGGAAAGAUUACAGCACGAAAUUAAAUUUUGAAUUGAUACUUCAUCUGGCGAAUGUACGUAGUACGUUGCUCGGUUUAUCUUCAAUUUUGCAAUAGCAAUUUAUGAAUUGCUGGUUCAACCGGACUUUAGGGCAGUUCCAUUCAUACUGUAAAUCGGCUUACAGAUCAUGCUAGAUUUCUUCGAAAGCAAUUGAGUGAUUUCAAUCUAACGAUGAUUGGUUUUUGUUGGAAUUUCUGCAAUAUUCUUUGCAGGAUGAAUGUCUCGAUUUUUUAAACAUACAUCGACAUCUUGAACAUCUAAUAUUAUACAAAUUCUUAUGUUGUAGUAUCUGCUAUCCAAAAUUCCUAUCUCGGCUACAAAACUUGCGCGGAAAAGUGCAGAAUUCAGCUUCACAAGUAUCUUUCAUGUGAAUGAGACAUCUUCGAACAAUUUCUUCUCGCACUGUAGAUAUUAUUUCCAAGCAGCUAUGUUCAUCCCUAUGGCAUUAUCUUCACGGCCUGGAUCUUCAAAGAUCUCAAGCACAUCACAAAAUCUGAAUGCCCUGCCGAGAUCUUCCUCGACUCGCUAUCGAUUCAGAACUCAGAACAGGGCCCAUUAUCGUCUAGACAUAGUUUUCGCCAUAUCUUAAUGAUCUAGGUUUCAAACAAACAUGGUCGUCUCGUUGCAUUUAAUGACUGUCAAAUUUGACAGCAAAAAGUAGUUCCAAUUCGUAAGCCUGCAUGAGCAAAACUGCGCUUCGAUUGUUCCAGCUGAUGUGAGCGAUUCCUCAAAAGGCGUUUACUAAUGAUUGACACAAAAUAGCAUAGCUUUUGUUGUAGCUGUUGUUGUUUUUGUUCUGACAAAUUGGAAGAAACACGGUGCAGUGAACCUGCUGAACCGGUGCUGAGCCUCCUUUUUUGCGUAGGCAAACGAGUCCACCGGGCACGUACAAUCGCCGCUCGCAUCUGCCGAUGUGAUAAGCGCUCCCAUUGUGAUGCCCCGCCAUGCCCCCUUUCCCUUCGCUGCUCCGCAAAAUGGCGCCGUACUGUUGCGCAAAUCAAACAAAUCAAAACCGCAAACUCUUCAUUAGUGAUGCCGUCGCGGCUAAGCAGAACAGGGGCCUUGCCCCAUCUCUCCGUGCUGUCUGCAGUUACGUAUGUUUGUGUGUAUGUUUUUCUUUUCGUUUCGUUUCGUUAUGGCUUCCGGCAGCCGAUCGUGACGCCACCACACGUUACGACUGGCGGCCAUUGCUGACAGACACGCCGUUACGCAAACACGUCGCCAUUUCCAUCGCAAAGCGACGCGCGCGUUUGUGCGGGCUGGAAGGAACGUACCAAGUUGUUCCGUUACCCUCCCGCCCUGUCGUUCCUGUGUUGCCUUUAGCUUUUCUGCAUUUUGGUUUCGGAGAAGCUUACGCUGGCCGUACAUGAGUCUCUUCGCCGUACCUCCGGCUUGGUGCGCUAUUUAGUAAAAACAGAUCGUUAGAACUGGUGGCAAAGGAAGACGAUACAAAACAAACUAACAAGAGGGAGAGGAGGAGAGAGAGAGCGUGUGUGGAUGGGAAGGGUGAGGUGAAAAUAUAACAACAAGCGGCCAUGGAAUGGGUAGAAGCGCACAAACAAACUAGCACAAAACAAAUCACCCCGUUUGCCGCAGAAAUAAUCGUUUGCAACCGAAAGCAUCAGCACACGCGGCGAGCGCACAUAAUCCGUGUCGGUCGUGGGGAGCAAUCUUUCAGGGAAAGAGCACAGGGCGGCAAAACGGGAACACCACUAUAUUUGUAAACAGUGGCGCCCUCUAGCACGAACCGAACGGCCACGCGUGCAAGAGCGACGAACGCAAUCGGCGUUGGAAACAAAAUGGUUGGCAGUUGUUUACAUCAAGCAAAGCGACGCAGAACAGUGCGUUCGCAAACAGUGCGAGGCGAGUGACGGUUCGGUGAAUAAAACGAUAAAAAAUGGCCACCACAUCCCCUCUUCCCCCCUUCCAGCACAGCCAUACGCGACCUAAUCGUUCGCAGACAAUCAGAAAGCGGGCUACCGUCGGAACCACAUCCUUGCCGCGCAACACUCUUCCCUAGCAAAAUCCCCCUUGCCAAGAAGAUGGACGGAGUAGCGAUGGUGGUGUGGGAUCGGACCUGGAAAUGAACAAACACAUUCUGUUGGACGUGAUUGUUGCUUUAGUUUCGCCCGGCGUGCUCGCUCCCGGCCGCUUGCCAGGUUUGCCCUCGUGCUAAUUGACAUUCCUGUCAUUCGGCUCGUUGUGCUUUGGUGUUUCGGUGUGGUGUGGACCGUAGGCAACCGUGCUGUCACCCUUUUGUCAAUCACGGCAAGCAUUUGCGGCCCUCCCCGCAUUGGCACAAAUGCCGGGCACGUAACAAAUUUGGAGCUGCAUUUAAAUGGAUUUUUGGGCGGCGAAAUUUUGGGAAAUGGAAAUUUAAUGUCCCGGGAGGGGCCGCGGGAAGAUGCUGAGCUGUCCCGAAACAAAUCUCACCUGUCCGAGGCUGGUGGAUAUAUUGUUGGCUGACCCCAGCCCGCAACGGGAUGAGUCAGCGGUUGAUGAGUUUUGUUUUCCCGCUGGAGUGAGAAAUUGGAAGUUCUCCGGAAACAGAACUUCCCUGGUGGUAAAUAAGCCGCGUGAUCCGAGAGCUUACGCUCUUUCCCCAUUGCAUUGCAUUAUUAUAGUCAUCCUUCACCCUCUGAAAACCAGCCCACCGCCCGGGGUCGUUUCGAUAUUUUUACGGGCUCUCGGGGUUGUGGGAUUAUUGAAUUUUACGAGUCUGACAUGAGCCUGUGGUAUCCGAACAAGCGUGCUUCCACUUUUUGGAGCUGGCACAGGUCGAGGACAGCAUUUCCAUAACAGCCCAACAGGCAUGGGGAGGGGGAGGGGAGAAGACCAAGAGGGAGGAACCAGUCGGUGGGUUUUCUGUGCAAGAUUUAAUGUGCAAAAGUUGGGCCGUUUUGGGUUCUUACGGAGCAAACCGCGCGUCAAUACUCGGCCGGAGCAACUGUUCGUGCUGUAAGUGCCCCAGUUUUUGUGCUGGUGCGUUCCACCAAGAACUCCAGGACGCCGAGUGGCCAGGUGGAAACGAUUACAACCUGCACUAAGAACCUUCAUAAGGUACGUUAAGGUCUCCCUCCUAUCUGGCCCACCAAACGCGCUUCCCGUGUGCAAAUGCACGAGAAAAUUGAGCGUUUCUUCAAGCCAAAAGAGACAAAUGAAAUCAUAAAGAUUGGACGGAUAUGCACAGUCAACGUCGUCGAAACGGUCAUACGAGAGCCCUUCUGCUUAAAACUCGCGGCCGCUUUCUACCUCACGUAAAACGGGAAGGUAGGUAAAAACGGACACUCUGGGAAAGAUGGACACGUUUCAUAAAUGAAGGAUAAAAUAUUUGUUAUACAUUUUAAUAAAACAGCUUCGAGUCUGAAGGAGAGCACGCUGGACAACCAUUUUUGGAAUCGGUGAACUGGUCCGAUUGGGAAACAAAACAAUAUUUUUAUUGUACACACGCUUGUGGAUCUAAUUUGGUUACUGUGGAUAGUAAAAUCUACUUACUUCUGUGAUUAAUAAAACAAACAGAAACUGAUCCGAACAGAUACUUGCGCCCAGAAGCUUCAACAAUGCCUCUGCUCAGCAAUCUUGAGAGUUAUUAAGCGUGAUGACUCACAAUUCACACACUAAUCUCUUCAAUUUUUAACGAUUUCUAUCAGUGACCAUCUUUCCCAUGUCAGGUGCCUGUCUUUCCCGAACAUCCCUCUGAACAUUGGACGAAAAAAAACUUUGCAAAAUGAUAAGCAUUAAUAGAAACUUCAAUGAUGCAACAGAUUUCCGAGUUUGACGCACGCCGUAUUUCUGUUAAUUUAGAUUAUUUAAAUUUUUCUGUACGUGUCCGUCUGUCCUUACCGUCCCGUUACCGAAAAACAGCGUUCCAUCGAUUUCUCGUUUUGUUUUUAUCUCUUUAUCCCGCGUUUUCCCUCCUAGCUACAGCUACAGCGCGAGCUAGCAUAAAUUUCUUAAAACCCGCAAAAGCGCACGUGCUCCGCGGGCGUGCAUACAUUUAAGGCGCAUACAGCUGACAGACACUGCAGCGCACACUCGCGGCUUGCACGCGGCACCUGGUACUAGACCAAAGUAUGCUCCCUGAUCCUCCACCACUUUCCCUUCUUCCCUUUCACCUUCCAGUUUGUGUUGCACAAAAACUCUCCCUUGUCCUAUGCUUUGAAGCAACCGCCAGGCUUGCAUAGGAACGAACGCUUGCCGAGGGGGUUUCAUUUUUUAUUUUUAUGUUUAUGCUACUGUGAAACGAACGGGUUUUCUACGCAGCAGCUGUAAGGGAGCAUUAUCAUUAUUAUUUUGCCGUUCCCCGGGUAAUCUUCUGCUGAGCUGCGCGUAGUAGCUGGUGCAGCAGACGACGCGAAAGCUUCUUCCUUUUUUUUGCGCCCACAGUGUAGGCAAUCUUGUGUUCGGGGUCGGUAGGUGACGAUUGCCAACUGUUGCAGCUGAGCCCAACCAACAAACAAGCCAAAAUAAUAAUAAAAAAACAACAACAAACGAAACAGCUUCUGCAUACACACUCAUACUAAACUUUGUUCCGAUUAUUCCCCCCCCCCCCCCCUUUAUUCUCUCUGUCCGUCUCCUUCGCUCUCCCUUCCUCUCUCUCUUUCAAACGCAUUAUCCUUGCUCCCGAUCCGAACCUGUCAUGAUGCUGUCGCGCCUUCAAUUUCCCUCCCUGUGGUCCCUGUGCUGCGGCUCGUGCUGCUCGUGGGCCACCCCUUUCCUCUUCCUCCUCCCCUCCCCCCUCCCAUUUCCUGAACCCUCCAAACCCCUCUUUACUUCCCACAGG